This is a messenger RNA of Quercus robur (English oak), 1358 nucleotides long. Its product is annotated as exopolygalacturonase clone GBGE184-like. Gene Ontology annotation, biological process: carbohydrate metabolic process. The coding region runs from base 26 to 1249 and encodes 407 amino acids. Gene Ontology annotation, molecular function: polygalacturonase activity. The transcript has 5 exons. The record is from RefSeq and is a predicted model, not a curated record. Lineage: Eukaryota; Viridiplantae; Streptophyta; Magnoliopsida; Fagales; Fagaceae.
UGUAAGACCAAUUCCUAAGGCCAUCAUGACAAUUGCAGGAAGAUUUGAAGUAAGAGCCAUUCUUGUUCUAGGCUUAGCAUUUUCCUGUUGUGUGGCCGAAUCUACACUCCGUCGUGGCCUUGUCGGUGCUGCUGGUCCUACAGAUUUCAAUGUUAACUCUUAUGGUGCUAAGGCUGAUGGCAAGACCGAUAAUGUAGAGGCAUUUAUGAAAGCGUGGGUUGCUGCAUGUAAAUCUGGUGGUGGUUCGGCAAGGCUUGUCUUUCCCAAAGGGACGUAUGUGACAGGGCCUCUCGUGUUUGCAGGGCCAUGCAAGGCCUCAAAAAUAACUGUUGAAGUUCAGGGAACUAUUAAAGCUACAACUGAUAUUAGUGAAUAUACCUCUCCUGAGUGGAUUUUGUUCGAAUCGAUCAAAGGUUUGACACUUACCGGUGGUAUUUUUGAUGGUCGAGGUGAGACUGUCUGGAAGUACAAUGACUGUGAUCAGAAUUCCGAUUGCCAACUCCUCCCAACUUCAAUCAAAUUUUCCAAACUGACCAAUACCGUAGUUCAUGGGAUCACUUCUCUAAAUAGCAAAUCGUUCCACACGCAUGUUUAUAUGUGCCAAAACUUUAAAGCCUUCGAUCUCACUAUAACUGCUCCAUCUAAUAGCCCCAACACCGAUGGCAUGCAUAUAAGCUUGUCCGAUCUCGUCAAUGUAUCAAACAGCGUAAUUGGAACUGGUGAUGAUUGCAUUUCUAUUGGACAAGGGGUUACCAAUCUCGGUGUCACUAAAAUAACCUGUGGCCCAGGACACGGCAUAAGUGUUGGCAGCCUUGGCAAGUAUGAUGAUGAGAAAGAUGUGAGUGGGGUUGUUGUGAGUAAUUGCACAUUAAGAGACACAACCAAUGGUGUGAGGAUCAAAACCUAUUCAGGGUCACCUCCAAGCAAAGCUUCAGGCAUCACUUUUCAAGAUAUAAUUAUGGAUGCGGUUAAAAAUCCUAUCAUCGUUGAUCAGAAAUAUGGUUCACAUAAGAGUGCGGCAUCCAAAGUGCAGAUUAGCGGCGUUCAUUACAAGAACAUUGUUGGCACCUCGACUUCAGAUGUUGCAGUGUCAUUACUAUGCAGUUCACAAGUGCCUUGUGAUGUUGAAUUGGUGGACAUUGAUUUGAAGUUCCAGGGCAGUAGUAACAAAGCAAAAUCAGCUUCAUCCUCAUGCUUGAAUGCAAAGGUUAAGACCGGAGGCAAACUGAAUCCACCGGCUUGUCGAUAGCUUCUUCAUGCACCAACAUUCUUUUUUUAAUGAUUGAGCUUAGCUUACUGUCACAGUAUUUUAUGUGUACGAGUAAGCUUAUUUUUGUGUAACAGCUAGCAGGGAACUA